UAAGACCAAUGGAGACUAAGAAUGGAAACAUUAUUUUGUAGUUCGUACUCAACACAUUUGUGCCAAUUUAAACGAUUUUUAUGUACUGUCAUGUGAAUAUAGAAAUAAAUUCCAACGAAACAUCAUUUCUAGUAACCAAAACGCCUCAACGUCUAAACGACAAUUAAUUCAUAUAUAAAGCAAUAUUUUAAAUACAAUGAAGUGGCGAAGAUCCGACUGAUGUAAUGUUUUAAAUAAAUGAACGAUAACAAGACUAAUUACGAAAUGAAUCGUAUCGAUUGAAAGUUACUCCAAAUUAUACGAUACAUCGACAAAUGUAGAGAAAAGUCUCGAUUGAAAAUAACAGUAUUAUGAAUGUAAUGUCACAGAAAGCUCAGUUGACAAAAUGCAUCAAGUUUAUGACAUAAAUUGGUAAACGUAAAUAUCCAGUGAAAGUGAUUAAACACUAUGAUAAUGUUAUUUGCCGAUAAUUAUACUUUGAAUGAUUAUGUUGCUACGUCAUACGAAGGGUCAAGAAAUUUGUAAUAUAUCUUUGAGUGAGAUUUAAUUAAUGAAACAUAUUUCACAUAAUUGGUGAAAGAUUGAGGAAAGAUUUUCAAGUGUACCAAAGAGUUAUUAUCAAUUUUAUCAUGUUACCCUGUUACCCAAAGAGUUAUUAUCAAUUUUAUCGUGUUAUGUAAUGCGUUGGCCUAAUACAAAUUAUAAGUUCAUAAAAAAUAUCAAAGUGAUUAUGAAGUGAUUGCCAAAGAUAGAUAAACUUUCUACUAACAUUAUCAUAUUUUAAUGUAAGAAAAAAAAAACAACUUUGUACAUAUGGGUUUCUCAAAGAUGAUAAAACGCAUGUUAUAUGCGAACUUUGCAUCGUGCAGUUCUAAAGCAGUAGGAAUAUUAGCACCAUUAACGAUUCCACCGUUGCAUAUAGCAUUUUUGUAUUACUUUUGGCAAGAAUACUCACGAGAUGUCGAUAAACAGUACUGUUCAUGUUCAUGUUGGGAUACAGUAUUCAAAGGAUCAUACGAGUCUGGUAUUGCUUCUUACAAGCACAUGUAUUUCAAUGCUACCGCAAACAGUUUAAAAAUAUGGAUGAUUAUUGUAAUUGGAGUAAUCAUUUUCUAUGAAACAACGAAACAUUUAACAUGGCUAGCAUUUCAAAAUCGUCUUAGAUUUUGCAUGAUGAUUCUUUUCUCAACUGCUAUUUUUUCGCAUUAUUAUACUUGGUGGGUUUAUAUGAAUUAUUGGAACGAUGAAUUCUAUUCCCAAUGGUACCAUCAGUUGUUUUUCUCUAUCACCGAGUUGAUAUCUACUUUCCUGGUCAUUCAUCUGGCAGAUAGUAAAAAUCCAGUAACUCAUAGAAAAGCAUUUGGAAUAGCUGCUAUAGCUAUUUUACAUAUAGUAGCAGGCGGUUGGGAUCAAUUUGUUGCUAAUGUUGUUAGAGGAGAAGGAUACGCACAUCAGGUCGUACGUGAUCUUGGAUUUAUGAUCCCAGACAUUCUUCAUGUUGCUAUUCCAUUAUGGGCUGUUAAAUGGAAGAACGUAUAUAAUCUUCCUGGUUCGGCCAAACGAGAUCCUAGUAUCAGAAGAGAUCUAGCAUAUAUGUUGGGGAUGAUAUGUAUAGGAUUGUGCAUUUGCGCCAUACUGUAAUUUUGACAGUUACAAUGCCUAAAAAAUAGUGUCUUAACGAUAAAAAGAUCCAUUUGAUUUGAUUUAUUUUCUUAUAGAAAACUGUGGAAGUUAUAUAUCCGCAGACGAAUUUUAUUGAGAAAUACGAAUACCUAUCUUUCUAAUACUUUUCACAGUGCCAGUACCUAGGCUAAAAAUAGAUGCUAUCUUAGUUCGGUGAACUGAAUUAUAAGAUGACUCCCAUUGCCAACUAGUUACUUAAUUUUUGUAGGAUCAACGAUUUUCUUACUUUUUUAUGUUCCAUUUUAUAGUAUUAUUAGAUUAUCUUAUAUGUUUUCAGUUAAUUCCGUUGUACCAUUUUGCUGUAGUAUUAACUAGUAGUAUUAACUUAAAAUACCUGUAGAGUACAAUUUGCUUAUUAUAAAUAACAAAUUCUUUUAGAGUUUUCAUUCCUAAUUUUUUUGUGUGUAAAGCAAUACGGUAUAUUACAUUUUGCCUAACAUGUACAAAGGCUGAACAAAUAGAAAUGUUUAUUUCCUUUUUGACAUUUAUCGACUACGUUAUAAUAUUCACGUAUAUGUUAUGACAUAUUAGAUAAAAGUCUCGUAUGUAAUUUAUACAUAUGCUCAUGAUAAAUAGGAAUUCCCUUUUUUUUUUAAGUGACAAUUUUAACGACUUAUUUAUGUUAAUAUUACAUUACGAUCAAUAAUUUAUUAUUUAAAUAACUCUUUUUACAAAACAUCAAAAUAUAUCGAAAGGCAUAACAAAUGAAUCGAAUGAAGAUACGUACAAAACAUAUGGAUUUAUAUAUUACGUUUUACAAUAAUUGCUUUUUGCUAUAUUUACGACAAUAUAUUUGCUAUAUCAAAAUGUCUAUACAUAUAAGUGCAAAACGGUUCUAAUAUUAAAAAUGGAUACAUAUAGAAUAUUAUUAUUUAAAAAUUUCGUAGUUCUAAAUAUCGAUGAAUGAAAUUAUUGGAUUAUAGAAAUACUUGUAAUAUGUACUUAUAGAAACGUUCGAUUUAAUCGGUCUGCUAGCUUAGUGGUUCGAUCGUUUCUUUUCUAUUUUUUAAUUAGAUAUUUAUCAAUUUAUUGUUGUGUGGGUUUAAAUACGGAAGUUAGAUAGCAAGCAUUUUUAUGGCUAUGUAGUAUUAUUAGUAUGUUUGUUUAAAAUAUACAGUAUUGCCAAAUGCGAUAUGCGAUACUUGAGACUACACGCAAAAAUUGUAUCAACAAAAAACAUAUCAUAUACAACAUUUGUAGUAUGUUUUUUAAAAGUAAAGAUUUAUUAUUACAUAAAAAAGGAAAUGUAUGAAAACGAUCAUUGGCAGCUAUCAGGAAUGGAGUGUCUUCGUUAAUGAACAUAUGGCUACAACAAAGUGCCUAUAUGCAACGUGAAUUAGUUUCGUUAAUAUUUCGAUUCAUGAUAUCAAAUCUAGUGUAUGAAUUGAUUCUACUCAUAUAAAUAGACAUUGAUUAAGAAUUUAAUUUUUAAAAGCAGGACGGCUUUAGUAGCCAUAUAAUAGUGAACUAGUUGUUAAAGAAUUUUUUCUUCAAAGUAAUGAAUACAUAUAUGUACGUAUUAUCGGUUUUCUUUUUUCGCGUAGAGUUGAGAGUGCAAAAUUAUACAAUAAAACAAUUAAACUCAGUAUCACUCUAGGUGUUCAACUUUCAUACAGUUAAGAAACAAACGACUGUAUAAACAGACUACAAGGAAUUUCGUUUUAAUAUUUUGCAUUAAUGAUAAAAUUCUAUAUCACGAGUACGUCGUUUUGUUACUUAAAAUUGAUUAAAAAUUUUGUUAAAUCUAUGUGACGAGACUUUGUUGAGAGAAUAUUUUUAAUCAAUUUCAGUCAUAUUUAUCACUUAUUUACAUUGUACAAUGUAAAACUGAGAAGACAAACGCUUGUCUUCUAACAUUUAAAAUUAGAUUUUAUAAAAAUUGUAAUAAUCACCUAUCAGUAUUUACCUUCGGCAUAUCAAAAAUUUGUGAUAGAAUAUCUUUAUUAUCAUAUGACUUUAAUAUUAUGAAUAAUACACCAUGUAACGUGGAAUAAUCUCUCUAAUUGCCAAUUUAUUAUAAUGGUUUAAGAUUUUGUACGUCCAUCGAAAGGAUUCUAAUUUAUGUUAACUUUAUACAUCUUUUAUAUUAGGAAGGUAUAAUGAAAAUUGUAAACAAUGUAUAAAAUACAGUUUCAAAAUGUGGCGAAAGAAAUAUAUGUAAAUAAAUUAAA
This is a messenger RNA of Hylaeus volcanicus, 3854 nucleotides long. RefSeq lists its product as uncharacterized. NCBI's taxonomy places the organism in Eukaryota, Metazoa, Arthropoda, Insecta, Hymenoptera, Colletidae. The transcript has 3 exons. Bases 814 to 1641 code for a protein of 275 amino acids. The record is from RefSeq and is a predicted model, not a curated record.